AUGAUAAAGAAGGCACUCUGUGACAAGAAAAUGCUCAUCGUGCUCGAUGAUGUGGAUGAGAAAGAUCAGCUCGAAAAGCUGGUUGGGAAGAGCGAUUGGUUCGAAAAUGGAAGCAGUGUCAUCAUAACGACAAGGAACACGAGCAUUGUGACUGACCGGAUGGAAACAUUAGAGGUCGACCCUCCCCACUAUCGGCAUGGAGGUAUCUUGUCAUAUGAAGUCAAGGAAAUGGGAUUUGGUCAAGCGCUUCAGCUAUUCUGUCGACAUUCGUUUAGGAGAGACUCUCCUACAGAAGAUUAUGACAGCCUAUCGAGACAGAUCGUCUCAGCUUUAGGGAAGCUUCCUUUGGCUAUCGAGGUGAUAGGGUCAUCUCUUUCUGGCGUUUCCACUGACAAGGCCUCAUGGGAAGAGACGCUAAAAAAGUUACAGAAAGUUCCUCCGAAGAAAGUCCAAGAGACGUUGAUGAUAAGUUACGAGGGAUUAGAACCAACGCAGCGGAAAGUUUUUCUGGACAUCGCAUGCUUUUUCAUCAAAGAAAAUAAGAAAUAUCCGAUUUUCAUGUGGAGCGAUCGUGAAUACUAUCUUCGUGACGCAAUUAGAGUCCUUCUUAGGUCCUUGAUAAAGAUUGGAGAUGAUAAAAGUUUUCAAUGCAUGACCAAGUUAGGGAUCUCAAGAGGCACAUUGUCUAUGAAGAGAAUUGCAGAUUUCCUGGCAAGUGAAGAAAUAGAAGCACUGAGUCUGAGCUAUAAUGGUCAAAGUGAUGGUAGAGGCUAUACCUUCUCUAAUGAAGAAUUACAGAGUCUACGGAGUCUAAGGUUCCUCCGAGGGAAAGGGUUGAAUUUUGUUGGGAACUUCAAAGAUCAUUGCGAGCUAAGAUGGCUUUCUUUGCAUGAGUGUCCUCCGAAUUUCACAGCGACGAAUUUUUGCCUAGUUAAUUUGGUGGUGCUCGAUCUUUCCAAGAGUAAAAUUACUAAAGAUUGGAUCGGAUGGAGUCAAAUCAAGAUGGCGAAAAAGUUAGAAGUUUUAGAUUUGAGAAGCACACCUGACUUGUCUAACUUCUUGUCUCUCGAGAUAUUGAUUCUUGCUUGGUGUUCCAAGUUAGCCACCAUAGAUCGCUCCAUUAUUAACCUACAGAACUUGAGCAUUCUGAAUAUGGAAGGAUGCAAUUCUCUUCAUGAGUUGUCGGAAGAAGUUGGUUCUCUAAAAUCUUUGAUGGAGUUAAUCAUGCCCAAACAUUCUCUGCUGUGCAAGCUUCCGGAGACAAUUGGCAAUUGGCAAUCUUUGUCAAGUUUGAGUAUAAAAUGGAAUAAGAGAAUAAGCAGACUCCCACACUCUAUUGGAGUAUUAGCGAAAAUCAAGCAUUUGUCUAUAGAAGGUUGCAAAGGGAUCAAGGAGCUUCCGCUGUCACUCGGGGAAUUAGAAUCGCUGAUUGAGUUAGAUAUGUCAUUCUCAGGAGUAGUCAAUGUACCCGAUUCAAUCACAAAUCUGAGGAAGCUCAAAUUCAUUAGGAUGGGAAACACCAAGAUAGGAAAGUUGUCUGAUGCCAUUGGGUGA
Messenger RNA from Eucalyptus grandis, 1554 nucleotides. Its product is annotated as disease resistance protein RUN1-like. The transcript has 3 exons. Gene Ontology annotation, molecular function: ADP binding. Bases 1 to 1554 code for a protein of 517 amino acids. Gene Ontology annotation, biological process: defense response. The record is from RefSeq and is a predicted model, not a curated record. NCBI's taxonomy places the organism in Eukaryota, Viridiplantae, Streptophyta, Magnoliopsida, Myrtales, Myrtaceae.